CUUUCCCUUUGCGGAAGGAAGCUGCUCGUGACAUCACAUGAUCAAUAGUUGCCGAAAUGGCCGUACACAUAAAAGUUAAGGGAGGAACUGAUGGCAUAAAUGCCGGCCAGGCAUUGCUGCAACACAAAUUGGCUGUUACAAGAGACUACAUUUCACAGCCACGUCUCACCUACAAGACAGUGUCAGGUGUGAAUGGGCCAUUGGUCAUCCUUGAUGAAGUCAAGUUUCCAAAGUUCUCUGAAAUCGUGAACUUGACCCUCGCUGAUGGCACAACUAGAAGUGGUCAGGUGCUGGAAGUCAGCGGAUCAAAAGCUGUCGUUCAGGUGUUUGAGGGUACAUCUGGUAUAGAUGCCAAGCACACGACGUGUGAGUUCACUGGAGACAUCCUCCGAGUGCCGGUAUCUGAAGACAUGUUGGGUCGAGUGUUCAAUGGGUCUGGAAAGGCCAUCGACAAGGGGCCACCAGUACUGGCUGAGGAUUACCUGGAUAUUCAAGGUCAGCCUAUCAAUCCCUGGUCGCGUAUUUACCCUGAAGAGAUGGUCCAGACUGGUAUAUCCGCGAUCGACACCAUGAACAGCAUCGCUCGUGGACAGAAAAUCCCUAUCUUCUCAGCUGCUGGUCUUCCACACAAUGAGAUUGCUGCUCAGAUCUGUCGACAGGGAGGCCUGGUCAAGCUGCCUGGGAAGAGUAUCCAUGACGACCACUCUGACAACUUUGCCAUUGUGUUUGCAGCUAUGGGUGCUAACAUGGAGACUGCAAGAUUCUUUAAACAGGACUUUGAAGAGAAUGGCUCUAUGGAGAAUGUGUGUCUGUUCUUGAACUUAGCCAACGAUCCAACUAUUGAGCGUAUCAUCACUCCUCGCAUAGCCCUCACCACAGCGGAGUUCUUGGCGUACCAGUGUGAGAAGCACGUGCUGGUCAUCCUGACAGACAUGAGCUCAUACGCAGAGGCUCUCAGAGAAGUGUCAGCGGCCAGAGAGGAAGUGCCCGGUCGUCGUGGUUUCCCCGGUUACAUGUACACUGACUUGGCCACCAUCUACGAGAGAGCCGGCCGUGUGGAGGGCAGGAACGGGUCCAUUACACAGAUCCCCAUCCUUACCAUGCCCAACGAUGACAUCACCCAUCCUAUACCUGACUUGACUGGCUACAUCACAGAGGGCCAGAUCUAUGUGGACAGACAGCUUCAUAACAGACAGAUCUACCCACCCAUCAAUGUGUUGCCAUCUCUGUCAAGAUUGAUGAAGUCUGCCAUCGGAGAGGGUAUGACAAGAGAAGACCACUCCGAUGUCUCAAACCAGCUUUAUGCCUGUUACGCCAUUGGUAAGGAUGUACAGGCUAUGAAGGCUGUCGUGGGAGAGGAGGCUCUGACCCCUGAGGAUCUACUCUACCUGGAGUUCCUUGGGAAGUUUGAGAAAAAUUUCAUUUCACAAGGCCAUUACGAGAACAGAACAAUCUUUGAAUCUCUCGAUAUUGGAUGGCAGUUGCUUCGAAUCUUCCCCAAGGAGAUGCUGAAGAGAAUACCCUCGUCAACACUUAGCAAAUACUACCCUAGAGACGCCCAGAAGGGGGCUGUCCCUAAAGCCAGCACUUCUGCAAAGGGGGCUGAACAUAGCACACAGUUAUAGGAGCAUUAAAUGAAUAAAACAGUUAACAUUAAGGUGAACAUGAUAAGCAAACCCUGAAUUUUCAAAUGAGUCAUAUUGUACAUGUAGGAAAACUUCAUGCGAAUUUUAUAAAUAGCCUGUAAAUUCAACUAAAAAGCACAGCUCUACUUACCCAAAGCAGUCUGUGCAAUUUCAGGUACUGUUAAAAUGUUCAAAUUAUCAUUUUUCAUGUUAUGUAUUUCAUCCUCAUAUUUGACUGCAUUUGUAGACAUUACAGAACCGUUAUGUUAAAAUGUUGUUAAAUCAGUAUGCAGACAUUGUGAUAUAGAUUCAGUUUAUUUUAUUUAUCGUUAUUGUUCAGCAAGUUGUUUCCGUGAACGUAUGUAAAUUGUGUACCGAAACCACACAUUCCAGUUUCUGUGCUUAGCAAUAAUGGUUGCCUUUUUUCUUCAAAUAGAUUUCGUGUAAUCAAGUUCAGAAAUUGCCAUAAUACAUGUUAAAUUGGCUAUUAUUUGUGAAAAAAAGGAAAAUGCAAUACAAGUCUGUUGAGAAAUAACUAGUUCUUCUAAAUGCAAGUUAUAAAGGCAACAGUACUGUUUUGUGUAUGUCUUGAUUGAGUGGGUGCAAUUCAUGACAGGUCUAAGUUUGUUAACCCUUUACCACUUAGAUACGUAUUAUGUAGUCCCAUAGAAAGUAAAAAUUAAAUACCUUUCUUACUAAAUUAAAGUUUCAAAGGAUUUAUUUGCAAUCUUCCGAUACUUAUGCGCAGCAAACAGCAUAAAACCUGAACAGACAGUGACUUACUCGCAGGCUGUUCUGGUUUUAUGCUGAUUGCAAAAGCCAUUGUUACUUUGCUCCUUAUGGGGGAAAGGGUUCAUGGAUAUUUAUAAGUAAAGGUUGUGUAAGUGUAGUUACUAUGCCAUUACUGACUAGUCAUAAACUACAGUGAUGCAUACAUAGAUGUUGACAGUAAACAUGCAGUGAUGUGUCACUAAUUGAUGUUAACUCCAUUUUUGCAUUUGAUCUGUACCUUGUUAAUUGUUCAAAUUUUUUGUAAAAUAACGGUGACUUGAGGAUGAUUGCUUUUUUGACCUUUUCAAUAAUUAACUGAUAGAUACAGAUUUGCGCAGGGCAGGGUAUUUGUAUUAACAGAGAGGCUUUACACUAGUGGAUAGGAAUGUGUUAAAUCUUUAUUAAGGCAUAAGCUCUGCAUAUCCACAAUACGUCUUUCCUUGGCAAUGUACGUGUAACUAUUGUAGAGUGUAAAUAUGUUUUUGUUGCAGUAAAGUUAUUAUGAAUAUAAUCAGGAAAUGAUGGUACACAAUUGUAAACAAAAAGUUAGGUCUUGUGAUAACAUUGCAAAUUAUAUGUAAUUUUUUAGAAAUAAAAUUGUGCUUUCCAUUGGAACUGGUUAAACCCACAUAUUAAAAUUAAAAGAAUUUAAUAAACCGUACACAAAUGUUAACAGAAGUAAUCUUAAAUAAUAUUUUAUGUUAAGACAAAAAGACUCAAGAAGUCUUCAUUUCUUUUUUGUCAUUUUUCUUUUUACAUAAAAAUAGAAUAAAAAAAAUGUGUAGCCGAUUUGAAUGUUUACAUGUACUGUUUAUUGUGUUGAUUGUAUUGUAUGUAUUUAGAUACAAAUGAUUUAUUAUUCUAUGUAAAAUCCGGAUAUAAAAAUGAAAACCUGCA
Messenger RNA from Dreissena polymorpha, 3293 nucleotides. RefSeq names its product V-type proton ATPase subunit B. The transcript has 14 exons. NCBI's taxonomy places the organism in Eukaryota, Metazoa, Mollusca, Bivalvia, Myida, Dreissenidae. Gene Ontology annotation, biological process: proton transmembrane transport; ATP metabolic process. Gene Ontology annotation, molecular function: proton-transporting ATPase activity, rotational mechanism; ATP binding. The record is from RefSeq and is a predicted model, not a curated record. Gene Ontology annotation, cellular component: proton-transporting V-type ATPase, V1 domain. The coding region runs from base 57 to 1625 and encodes 522 amino acids.